This is a messenger RNA of Microsporum canis CBS 113480, 930 nucleotides long. RefSeq lists its product as hypothetical. NCBI's taxonomy places the organism in Eukaryota, Fungi, Ascomycota, Eurotiomycetes, Onygenales, Arthrodermataceae. Gene Ontology annotation, molecular function: S-adenosylmethionine-dependent methyltransferase activity. The coding region runs from base 1 to 930 and encodes 309 amino acids. The transcript has a single exon. The record is from RefSeq and is a predicted model, not a curated record.
AUGGAAACAGUUUCUAUCCCCUCUUUUGACUCCAACGAUAGGCUCUUCGAAAAUGGCAAAGCCUUCUGGAACAACUACCUCAUAGGCCGCCCCUCAGUCCCUGACUCCUUCUUCCAGCGCCUCUUCAACUAUCACCAAUCCCACGGCGGCCAAUUCGGCACCGCCCAUGAUGUAGGAGCAGGGAAUGGGCCCUACGCGCACAUCCUCCGCUCCAAGUUCCAGCACGUCAUCAUCUCGGAUGUCGCAAAGGAAAAUGUUAUUCUCGCCCAGGAGAGACUCGGGAAUAACGGAUUCAGCUACCGCGUUGCUAGAAUCGAAGAGGGUGAUGAUAUUUCGCUCGGCAGCGUCGACAUGGUCUUCGCUACGAACGUGAUGCAUUUUUGCAAUCAGUCUCUCGCGAUGAGCAUGAUUGCCAAUCAGCUACGCUCUGGCGGCACAUUCGCCUGUGCUGCCUUUGGGACGGCGCAGUUCGAGGACGAAAGAAUCCACGAUAUCUACAUUCGGAUUAACCAUUCAGGGGGUCGAGUUUUACUGAACAAGGCGGAUGAUCCAGGGAAGCUGGCGAGCGUCAUGGCUCGAACAAAGAAUAACUACAAUGUUGCCCCGUUGGAUAAGGAUUCCUUUCUUCCCGGGGCGCGGCGGAUUCAUCUUAAUAUGGAAAAAGGGGGCAUCACGGCUCCUUUGCCGCCUGAAGUGAAAGUCGACGAGCUCGUCUAUACUGGGGUUGACGAUGUUGAAGUGUUUGCUCAGGAAGACGGAUGGGACUUUGUGACUGACCUGGAGGGUAUGAGAGAGCAUCUUCUUUCGUUUCCGUUUGUUAAAGAGGAUCCGGGUUUCGGGAAGUUGUGGCAGGAGAUGGAAGGGGUUAUUGGGGAUGGUCGGGUGAAGGGCACUUGGCCUGCGAAGAUUAUUCUUGCUACAAGGCAAUAG